UGCUAAAUAGUAAGCCAGGCAGAGAGUCGUACAGUACUGCUUCCUCCAAAAACCAAAAGAAAGAGGGAUCUAUGGCCCGAAUGCUAUCGAAAAGCCCUGUCCUCCGAGGCUCCAUUCUUCACCACCACCUCUCCUCCUUCCUUCGCCACUUCUCGUCAAAGGCCAAACUGAUUGAAAUCGACCUGGACUCUUCUUCUUCAACAGCAUCCGCCAUUAACAAAAUGGAGGAAAUGUUUCACGCCAUAAUGGUCCAGAAGUCCACCCCUGAUUGGCUCCCUUUCCUCCCUGGCUCCUCCUUCUGGGUCCCUCUGCCUCCCAAAGGUUCCAAGCGAGUUGCCGAUGUUAUUGAGCAAUUGUCCAAUCAGCUCACCCGCGAAGAGUUCCUAUCUCUCACCACUGGCCGCGGCUGGCCCUGCUUCUCCUUUUUCAUCCGUGCUGGUGAAUAUGCAGAUGUUGCAAUCAUGGAUGUGAAGGUGGAAUUUCCACAGCAGGCGGAGGGGGAAGUUAAGGUGGAAGUUUUGAUUGACUCAGGCGACAAAUCUUCUUGACACGUGGACAGUGGUGAUGAUGAUGGUGGAUAAUUUCCAUCUCUCUCAACAUACUACCUCUCAGUCUAAACAAAGCCCAAGAGACCUUUCAGAGCACUAACAGUGUGGAUCCAGACAAUGUAUUUGAGGUGCAUGGAAGGGAGUGAUUCAUGGCUAGGGAGUUUUUCUCCGUGCUGUACACUACAGAGCUUCAGGAAGCAAUUAGGAAAUCUGUUUGGAAAAGGCAAUUGAGGGUUGGUGAUGCAUGGAUGGACAGUUCUCUAAUUGUCCUGGAGAAGCAAAAAAAAAAUUCAGGUGACAAUUAGUAUCCCAAAUUGGUCAAUCCAGUGGAGGCAAUCGGUGGUUGGCUGAAACUUCUUAAAAUACAUCAAUUUGAAAUUUGAUUUUGGUUUACUUAAUGGAUGGUAGGGUGGUGUUAUUGGUGGUGAUGUUGUGAUAAUUUCUAUAGUACUUUGAUUUUUGGCAAUUGUAUGGGAAAACUCAAUGUAUGCUGAAAGCAGUUAGGUUUCUUGGAGCCUAGGGAAUACAGUGUAAGUUGUGUGCAUGGUUGAACAAAUAAAGCUCUGGAGAAUUAUUGUGUUUUUGCAAGAGCUGAAAACAUAAUAUACGAUCUGAACAGCUUGAAAAUCAAAAUUAUGAUUGUUUUUAGUAUUAUCUUCAUAGCAGCAGACAAAUUGCCAUCUUUUAGUGCAAAACCUAAAUAGGCUACUAGCAGUUGUAUUUGCAAUAGACAGGUAUUAGCUUAAUUGAUUUGAUUAUAUAUAUUUGUUAUGUUGUGUUAGGUAAUGAAUGCAUGUUGUUAUUUUCGGGUUUGAGUUCAAGCUUUUUUCCCUUCUCUCCAGUUCAGAUCUAUAAUUUUCUGUUGCUAAUUUUCUU
This is a messenger RNA of Theobroma umbraticum, 1424 nucleotides long. RefSeq lists its product as uncharacterized. The record is from RefSeq and is a predicted model, not a curated record. Lineage: Eukaryota; Viridiplantae; Streptophyta; Magnoliopsida; Malvales; Malvaceae.